CCUCAACUGCCAGUACAUGUAAGAACUUGACAUGAAGGGCUGUAAAUACUAAAGGACUUAAAAAGGAUGAAAGACUUGAGACAUUACCCAAGUCCAGGCAAGGCGUCAAGAUAUUGCGUUCACAAGUUCUCGCCAGACCAAGUCUCUUUCAGAUCUCCCCUCAAUAACAACACAUCAUGCUCACCUACACUCCCCCUUGGCUACCAAAGUUGAACGAUACAGACAUCCCGGAUGAUAUCUGUCUGACAGACUUUGUAUUCGAUGAUCAAUAUCGGCCUUGGAGCUGCGCCCAUUCCCCCAACCCUUUCGUCGAUAGUGUCGAGGGCUUCGGGUACAGCGUGCACGAGACGCGACAGCGCAUUGAAUGGCUCGCGGCAGGGCUUGCUGCCCAUCUCCAUGUCAACGUUGAUUCCGGGCACGUGUUUGACCGCGUGGUGAGCGUCUUUGCGGUGAACAAUAUCCAUACGCCUACCAUUGCCUGGGCCGUCCUCCACAUGAAUGGCGUCGUAUCACCAGCCAACGCCGCGUUUCUGGCCUCCGAGCUCGCCUCGCAGCUCCAAGACUCGGGAUCCCUUGCUCUCUUCACAUGCCCGUCCAAGCUGGACACAGCCUGUGAAGCCGCCGAUCUGGCCCGUGUUCCAAGAGAAAACGUGUUCCUCAUUCCCAUCCCUGGAGACGAGAUGCCCACACAUACCGCACCCCAGGACUUUACUAGCAUCGAGGACCUCAUCAGCAAAGGUCGUCAGCUCCCCAGCAUACCGCGCACUCCAUGGGUCAGGGGCCAGGGUCGUCGUCAGGUGGCCUACCUCUGUUACUCGUCCGGCACAUCGGGGACCCCCAAGGGUGUCAUGGUCAGCCACUUCAACAUCAUCGCCAACAUCCUCCAGAUGACACUCUACGAAUCCACCUUUCGCCCCCAGGAGGACCGAGACGUGAUCCUCGGUGUGCUACCACAGUCCCACAUCUACUCCGUUGUCCUCAUGGCGCACGUUGCCGCUUUUCGUGGCGACACAGUCGUCACCAUGGCCAAGUUUGAGCUCAUGGACUUGAUCCGCGCGGUGCAGAGAUUCCAAAUGACACUUCUCUACGUCGUCCCACCCAUUCUGAUCAGCCUCGCACAGCAGAGUGCGCUCGCCAAAGAUGCCCAGACUUUCGACCUUCCUUCCGUUCGACGCAUCUAUUGCGGCGCGGCACCCCUGACACAGGAACUAACGGAGGCCGUCCGACAGCGAUACCCCAAUGUGACGCUGGGCCAAGGCUACGGCAUGACAGAAGCGCCGACCGUCAUUGCUUCGCACCCAGGCACUGUCUUUGACGGUUCCAGCGGCUGCAUCAUCCCUGGGGUGCAAGUCCGCAUUGUGGCCCGUGAUGGAACCGAGGUCACGACACUGAAUACGCCAGGCGAACUUCAUGUCAAGGGGCCUCAGAUUGCGCUGGGCUACUAUAGACGAGAGGAGGCCACGCGGGACACGUUCUCUCCGGACGGAUGGCUCCGUACAGGCGACGAGGUCGAGAUUCGACGGCACCCCGACACCAGGGAUCCGCAUCUCUUUGUUGUGGACAGGACCAAGGAACUGAUCAAGGUCUCUGGCUACCAAGUGGCGCCCGCCGAGCUCGAAGGGCAUCUAUUGGCGCAUCCCAUCGUCGCCGACUGUGCCGUCAUACCAGUGCCCAACGAGCGCUCGGGCGAGGUACCCAAAGCACUUGUCGUCCUGCGGAAGGAUUGUGGCGUCUCGCACACCGCGGCCGCGGCGCAACUGGUGGCAUGGGUAGCGAAGCACAAGUCCAAACAAAAGGCAUUAAGGGGCGGCGUGGAGUUUGUGGCGGAGGUGCCCAAGAGUCCGAGUGGCAAGAUGCUCAGGAGGGAACUGCGUGAUGGAGAGAGGACGAGAAGGAGGACAGAGAUGCCAACGGCACGGCUUUAGAAGACAGUCACAUAAACCCUCUUCCCCACCC
Emericellopsis atlantica is the source of this 1956-nucleotide messenger RNA. RefSeq lists its product as uncharacterized. The transcript has 2 exons. Lineage: Eukaryota; Fungi; Ascomycota; Sordariomycetes; Hypocreales; Bionectriaceae. The coding region runs from base 177 to 1925 and encodes 582 amino acids. Gene Ontology annotation, molecular function: CoA-ligase activity. The record is from RefSeq and is a predicted model, not a curated record.